GAGCUUUGCGCAAAACUUACUUGGCCGCGGAUCUCGCCAGGCUCGCUCAUACAUAACGAAUGAUUUCGUAGCGGUUUAAAAUUAUUGUGAAUAAGCUCAGUUAUUUUAAUAGUAGCUUGUUGGUUGCGUGAAACAAUUUAGAUAAUUGUCUGCCACUUGAAAUUCUUAUCAUGAAAUUUCAGGCUUCCACACCUGCCAUUAACGUGCCCAUCAUAUGGAUCCUUGGAGGACCAGGCUCAGGCAAAGGAACCCAAUGUGACCGAAUCGUAGCCAAAUAUGGAUUCACUCACUUAUCCUCCGGAGAUCUGCUCAGAAACGAAGUUAGCAGUGGAUCCUCCAGAGGCCAAGAAUUGUCGGCCAUCAUGGAACGAGGCGAACUGGUGCCUUUGGAGGUAGUCUUGGACCUGCUGAGGGAGGCUAUUUUGAGUGCGCUGCCCACCUCCAAGGGGUAUCUAAUUGAUGGCUACCCACGAGAAAAAGAGCAGGGUAUUCUGUUUGAGAAAACCAUUGCACCGGUGAAUCUUGUCAUAUUCUAUGACGCUUCUGAAGCCACGCUGGUUGAGAGAUUGUUGGGAAGGGCUAAAACUUCCGGACGAGUGGACGACAAUGAGGAAACCAUUAAGAAGAGGCUCAAUACGUUUAAUACGCACAAUGACCAAGUGGUUCAACAGUACACAGACAAGCUGAAAAGGAUUCAUGCUGAGAGAUCGACGGAUGAGAUUUUCGCAGAAACUUCACAGCACAUCGACGAACUGCUUGGUCAAUUCGCCAAAUAGCUGGAUGGAAAAAAUGAUCAAGAACAGGAAUAAUUAAGGCACCAAAGAAUCCGCCGCGGUUAAUCUGUUUGUUAUUUACCUAAAAACGGCUUUAAGUAAAUUUAAUUUAUUGUU
This is a messenger RNA of Dendroctonus ponderosae (mountain pine beetle), 890 nucleotides long. It is a transcript of the gene Ak1, whose product is annotated as adenylate kinase isoenzyme 1. Gene Ontology annotation, biological process: nucleoside triphosphate biosynthetic process. Gene Ontology annotation, molecular function: AMP kinase activity; ATP binding. The transcript is spliced from 5 exons. Lineage: Eukaryota; Metazoa; Arthropoda; Insecta; Coleoptera; Curculionidae. Gene Ontology annotation, cellular component: cytosol; cytoplasm. Bases 171 to 776 code for a protein of 201 amino acids. The record is from RefSeq and is a predicted model, not a curated record.